Cuculus canorus (common cuckoo) is the source of this 3026-nucleotide messenger RNA. RefSeq names its product ankyrin repeat domain-containing protein 40. Gene Ontology annotation, molecular function: protein binding. NCBI's taxonomy places the organism in Eukaryota, Metazoa, Chordata, Aves, Cuculiformes, Cuculidae. The coding region runs from base 227 to 1297 and encodes 356 amino acids. The transcript is spliced from 5 exons. The record is from RefSeq and is a predicted model, not a curated record.
CUCCCCCUCCAAUGGAGCUGAGGCAGAGCUGGAGCCCGCUCCAAACCACCAGGAGCUUCGCCUGCUGUGAAGUUCACCAGAACCUGGAAACCAGUCCUUGGGAACGAACCGGCAGCGGUUCCCCGGGGGGGGAGCGCUCCCCCGGGCAGGUGCUCGGGCGCCGCCCCCCUCCGCCCCUCCCCGGGGCCGAGGCCCGCGGCCAUGGGUCGGCGCGGCCCCCGCCAAGAUGGCGGCGGAGCUCGGGGAGCGGCUGCGCGAGGCGGCGGCGUUGGGCGACGGGCGCGAGGUGCGGCGGCUGCUGCGGGAGGGCGCCGGCAUCAACGCCCGCAACGAGAUCGACGGGUGGACCUCUUUGCACUGGGCCUGUAAGCGGAACCAUGCUGGAGUGGUGGCCUGCCUGCUGGAGGCCGGGGCGGAUAAGCACAUCCUCACUGCUAAAGGAGAGCUGGCUGCACAGCUAACUUCAAAACCAGACAUCCGGAAGAUUUUGGGAGAGGAAGAAACUGAAUGUCAAGGAGUGAAGGAUUUAAACUUACCAGUUGUUGGGAACUACUUGGCCAGCCCACCAUUCCCUUACGUUUGCUCUGGAGAAAGCAUUCCGGACAGCUUGGCAGAAUCCCAGCAUGAAAGUGCUUCCACCUCUUCUUCCCAGGGUGAAAAUAGCCCUUGUUCAUCAGCCACUCCGGCUGAGAGCACAUGCACACCCACGUCGGGCGACAGCAAAGAGGAUCUGCCUGCACCAGAGGCUGCGGAACCGCUGCCCGCCCCAGCAUCGACUGUCACCGCACCAAAAUGCAUCGACCCUGCUGCGCAGAACGGCCCCGCUUGCCAGCCGCCCUCGCCUCGCCGCAGAGCUCGCUUCUCGCCGGUUGCGCCCAAACAGGCCGUACCUGUGCAGCCCCAGGGCUCCCCUCCCGGGCCCGCCCCAGCCUUCCAGCCCUUCUUCCUUACGGGAACUUUCCCAUGUAACAUGCAAGAACUUGUGCUCAAGGUGAGAGUCCAGAACCUGAGAGACACCGACUUCAUCGAAAUUGAGCUGGACAGACAGGAACUGACCUACGAAGAUCUGCUCAGAGUGAGCUGCUGUGAACUGGGCGUCAAGCCAGAACAGGUGGAGAAGAUCAGAAAAUUACCAAAUACCCUCGUAAGAAAGGACAAGGAUGUUGCCAGGCUUCAGGACUUCCAGGAGCUGGAGUUAGUGCUUGUGAGAAGCGACAGCUCUCCUUUCAGAGGCACUGCAGCGACCGGGACUGACAGGCCGUGCUACAACAGCAGAGCAUCAAAGCUGACCUACUGACGGCUCGACACACCUCGGAUAUGAAAACCGGCUAACUGCAGGCUGCUGCCUUUGAAGGCAGUGAAUUAAGCGUGUGUAAAACCUUAAGUUAUUGUUAGGGUUACUGUUUUAACUAAUAGUUUAUCUUUUAUAUUUAAUAUCCCCUUUGGUUUUAUUUUUUUACUUGAUACUGUAUUCAGAUAAGGGAUACCUCAUUUGUCUACUAAAAUCACAGGGCUUCCAGGGUGUUCCAAUGAAGUUUGUUGGUAGUGUUUGGUAACAGAGGGCAGGAAAGACUUAAUUAUUGACAUGAACUGUAUGUUGAGUCCUCCCACUCUUUGACCCAUUAAGGCUCGUGGAAAAGUCAAGUCAGGAAAUUGUGUGUGUAUAUAUAUUUUUAAACUUCCUAAUUAAGUAAACAGCAGGGUAUUUGGUGUACCAUGAACAGCUGCUCUCGAAGACAUCAAAUUUGCAAAUCUUCAAUCACAGAAUCAUAGAAUCAUGGAAUGGUUUGGGUUGGAAGGGACCUCACAGCCCAUCCAUCCCACCCCUGCCAUGGGCAGGGACACCUCCCACUGGAUCAGGUUGCUCAAAGCCCCAUCCAACCUGGCCUGGAACCCCUCCAGGGAUGGGGCAGCCACCACUGCUCUGGGCAGCCUGGGCCAGGGCCUCCCCACCUGCACAGGAGAACAUUUCUCCCUAAGUAUUGAUUUUCCUUCCAUCUCUUCUUUCUGAAGCAGCAUUAGAGCACUGUCUGUGUGCAGCUGAUGCAGGGUUUGUUGUUGAUCUGGGCUGUAAUGCUGACGUUCAGACUACAGAUAGUACAACCAACUAACGUGGUUUAGUGGGAGCAGCAGGGCUGUGGCUCUGCCUUCCCUUCCUGCAGUGCAGCUUCAUCUCUGAGUGGGGUCAGUGGAAGCCCACAGCGCAGAGGCCUACAGCAAUGCCUUCUGCUGCAGAGGAGACGCUUGGCUCAGGGUUUACCAUUGCACAAUGUUACUUAGGCUUAAAAUUCUCACUUAGUGCAUUCAAAGUCAUCAUCCUCCUUCCUCCCUUGCUCUAUAUCUAUUUUAUCACUCCAACUCUGCCGGCUCCCCGUUCCCAGUCCUGGCCCCUCUUUCUGCACAAGCUCAGUUCAGCUCCUGGUAAGCUCAAGGCUAGGACACAGUAUGAAUUAAGAUUUCCAUACUACGGCUCCCACUUUGGUUUUCUUGUAGGACAGGAAAGGAGUUUCUGUUUUAACCGUUGUGUCUUUAUCAUUCCAGCGUAGGUUGGAUUAUGUGCAAUAACUGUUUGAAAGACAGUAGCAGCUAAAUGGCUCUAAAUAACGAGUACCUAACUUCUCAGUUCCUUUGUGUGCCUCCCCUGAGCAGUCAGCUAAAGGAGCAGCUUGUUUAAAAAGCUUUAUUUGCUCUAGUUUCCACAGAGAGUAACUGACUAAAGACUAAACCUUUAAUCAUAACAACAACUCUAUGCAUUCAGAGAACUAUUUUUGUAUGUUCUAUGCAGUUUGAUAAACCAAGGCACACCAGUUCUGUUAACAGGGUCUGUUGGGGUUUUUCCCUCUGAAGGAUAACCCGUUGGUAUGACAACUAAAACGAAGUUUACAGAACUUGUUCUUCCAAGGACAACUUUUGUUUGCACUAAACUUGUACUGGACUGACAUUGCUACUCCUCAAUAUUAAAGUAUCAGUUGAUUCAGGUACUUCGUUCUCUCUCUUUCCCAGCGGGCGGGGGGUACGUGGGACAC